Leptonychotes weddellii (Weddell seal) is the source of this 1612-nucleotide messenger RNA. RefSeq names its product chromosome 10 C20orf202 homolog (gene C10H20orf202). The record is from RefSeq and is a predicted model, not a curated record. Lineage: Eukaryota; Metazoa; Chordata; Mammalia; Carnivora; Phocidae.
AUGAUUACUGUAGCUCCAGGCAUCACGUCCACAUUCCAGGCCAAAGGAAGGAGAAGAAAGUUGGAGUUUAGGGGGAGCUUCAUUGACAUUUUUCCUUUUAUCAGGAAGGUCAGCGUCAACUUUCCCUCCAAGGACGCUGCGAUGAAAACAGAAGAGCCAACCCCAAGUCUUGGGCAGACCCUGGAGUGGCUGCGAAAGGAGCUGGCUGAGAUGCAAGUUCAAGACCAGAGACUCCUGCUCACACUGAGGCAUCUUCACAGUGUCCUGCAGGAGCUGCGCACUGAGAGUGCCCCCUGGGAGGACGCCAGGUCCAGCGGAGGGACGUCCCCCCGCAGAGCUCGAGCAGGCUCGGAAAGCGGGGGCCGCCCCCCCAUCUCCUCCCAGGGGCUCGCCCAGCUCCUCCAAGGGACAGACAGCAGACGAAGCUCCCUCCCUUAACUGGUCAGGCCUGACCCUGGUGCUUGAACCCUCCCACCACCUGUCCAAACUUUGACUGUGAUGUUGCUGGGGGAGAGCACUACAAUGGGAGUCAGGGAGCCAGGGCUCUGGGUUCUUCUCUGCCCUCAUCCUCGGCGUGUCCCUAACCCCGUCACUCGACUCUUUUUCUGCUGUUCCUCAGGGUUUUUGGUGAGGCACAAAUAAGAUAUCAGAUGCGGACAUACUUCUUAAACACGCCUCUGGCCAGUGUCAUGACGGCAAUCCUGCCCUCCGGCAUUUCCCCCCAAGGGGAUCAUCAGAACAAAGAACUCAGUGUGCGCCCAGGAUGUCUCGCGUUGCUAUGGUGAAAAACAGAGCCCCCGCCCCCCUCAUAGUGACUCAGCCAUUGUUUCCUGGCUUCCCGGCACACCUGCCCUUUCCUCUGUCUGAAAGCCAUAGGGCACCACUCUGGCCCGAGGGAUGGCCAUGUGACCAGGCCUGGCCAAUAAUAACUCACGAUCACCCUAACAACAGGACUGGCCCAACCGGGGACCACGGGACUCAACAGAGCAGCCAAUCACAGCCCUUCUCUGGGAUCCCUCUCUGGAUGGUCUUGCGGCUGGAGUUGCAAAGCGGGGGACGGCCAAGGGCCACGUGCCGUGCCAGGUGAAGGACACCUGAGCGCAGUAGGAAAGAAAGAGAGGUAGAGGGAGGGCCACAGAGCUGGGCAGAGAGGAAGGUGCCAGCUCCUUUUAGUCCCUGGUUUCAGGCCCUAGUUUUGUGAGUUACUCCUGCAUUCUUUCCAUGACAGAAACCAGUAAAUCCCACCACCACCAUCCUCCACCACACACACCAAUUUGGUUUUGCCUAAGCUGACUUGAGGAGGGUUUCCCUCCAGGUCAACCGACACGAUCCUGAGGAACACAAUCCAGAUAUUCCAAGAAGCAAAGAGAAAUGCUGAAAAAAAAAGGCACUUCGCUCACUCAGGGUUGGCAACAGCCCCGCGGCCGCAGACCAAGGUCUAUGAUGUGGCAGAACGCUCAGUUGUAUGGGGUGCUGGCCUCAUCACUUUGACAGAUUAUAUCUGCCUAUAAGAAAGACUUUAAAUAAGACAGCAGAAAAUUUAAAAGGUCUCAUGUUAAGAUGGCCCAAUUCUUGGGGCGCCUGGGUGGCUCAGUCGUUGGGUGUCUGCCUU